Messenger RNA from Thlaspi arvense, 5293 nucleotides. The record is from the annotation of a GenBank genome assembly. NCBI's taxonomy places the organism in Eukaryota, Viridiplantae, Streptophyta, Magnoliopsida, Brassicales, Brassicaceae.
GAUAGAUAGUUGUACAGUUCAAAGUUCUGUUCUUUGGCCAUAUUCAUCCAUGGCGCUGUGUCAAUUCCCAGUGAAUCUCCACACUGUUUCAUCUUCAACAUCUUCUUCCUUCCAAUCUCCUCGUCCUCAGCCUCUCGUUUCCCAUGUAAAUUCUAAUUUCUGGAUUCCCAGACCCAGAUUUCAUAGCUUUAAUCACGCCACUCGGUUUAUUAACUUGAGUGCCACCGGAGCUGCAAUUGAUAUUGAGACUCACCGGAGGACGAAGAAGAGGAGGAAACCUAAACCGGGUUUCUUCGAAGAGAUUAGCGAUAAAUGGUCUUCCCGAAUCAGCCCUAAAAACAACAAUUUUCCUUGGCAGAAAAAGCCGGACGAGCAAAUUCAACAUCACGAAGAAGAAGAAGAAGAAGAUAAUCCGUCUUCUGGGUAUGGUGUAUCUGAUAAGAAAACCGAUUCCAAUCGCCGAUAUUCGGCGACUGAACCUUCGAGUUUCCCAAGGCCAAGUGGAGGAUACAUGUCUGCUCCAUGGGUUAAUACUAAAGAAGUGAAAUUUCCGUCAAGCUCCGAGCAGGAAAUUCGAAAUCCAAGCUUCGAUAAUGUUUUCAGUGUAGAUAGAUAUAGAAGGGAUAACGUUUCUGGUGAUAGAGCUGUAGAUGAUAUCGGUAGAGAAGCAAGAGAUUCAGAUUUAGAUAGUGAUGGUCAUAGAGGCCAAAGAGGGAUGAUAGGUUCUGGGAAAGAGAAUGGAGUAUGGAGAAGGAGGAAGAGUAAUACGGUAGAAGCAGAGAGAGUUGUACCAGAACAUGAGCUGAGAAGGCUUAGGAAUAUAGCUUUGAGAAUGGUUGAGAGAAUCAAAGUACGUUCUGCAGGAAUCACGCAGGCGCUCGUCGAAGCCAUUCACGAGAAGUGGGAGGUUGAUGAAGUCGUGAAGCUAAAAUUUAGUGAGCCCUUUUCUCUUAACAUGAAGAGAACUCACGAUAUCUUAGAGAAGAAAACCGGAGGAUUAGUGAUAUGGAGGUCAGGAAGCUCGGUCGUGCUGUACCGAGGAAUAAGCUACAAGCUCAAGUGUGUUCAGUCGUUUAUCAAACAGAACAAUCUCGAUACAAGCCCUGAGAUCCGUACGAAUGUAGUAGAGGCAAGGGAUUACACGCCGGAGGAUGCGAAUUACCCAAAGAAUGUACCUAAAGAACAGUUAUCCGAGCUAUGCGAAUUGAACGAUUUGCUGGACGAGCUUGGUCCAAGGUUUCAAGAUUGGACGGGGUGUGCUCCGUUGCCUGUUGAUGCAGACUUGCUUCCUCCAGUGGUAAUGGGGUAUAGGUGUCCGUUUAGGAUUCUUCCGCAAGGAGUGAAGCCUUGUUUGUCUAACACGGAAAUGACAGAAAUGCGUCGGCUCGCUAGGACAAGCCCACCACAUUUUGCUCUUGGGAGGAGCAGAGAGUUACAAGGUCUGGCUGAGGCAAUGGUUAAGCUAUGGGCUAAAAGCGCGAUUGCAAAAAUAGCAAUCAAACGCGGUGUGGAAAACACGCGGAAUGAGAGAAUGGCGGAAGAACUUAAGAGACUUACUCGCGGUGUACUUGUUUCAAGAAACAAAGAGUACAUUGUCUUCUACAGAGGCAAUGACUUCAUGCCUCCUGCGGUUGCAGAGGCAUUGACCGAGAGGCAAAAAGAGAUAACUGAAGUUCUUCAAACCAAAGAGGACCAAGCCCGGGAAACGGCUUCAACAAGAGCCACAUUCACAUCUCUGGCCAAAUCACCUAAAACCCAGUUGCUCGCUGGAACGCUGGCUGAGACUAUAGCUGCAAGUUCUCGGUGGGCACCAGAGGCAAGCAGUGUGGAUAUCGAAGAGUUAAAGAGAGAAUCAGCUGCCAUCAAAAGAGAUGCGUUGAUUAGAGAUCUCAACCUGAGACUUCUUUAUGCAAAGCAAAAGUUGAGAAAAGCUGAGAGGGCUUUAGCUAAAGUGCAGAAGGAUCUUGACCCAUCGGAUCUCCCAACUGAUUCCGAAAUAAUCACAGAAGAAGAGAGACUUCUUUUCCGGAGAAUUGGUUUGAGUAUGGAUCCUUUUCUUCUCGUAGGAAGGCGAGAAGUGUAUGAUGGUACCAUAGAGAAUAUGCAUUUACACUGGAAACAUCGGGAGCUCGUAAAAAUAAUCGUUAGAGGGAAAUCUCUUCCGCAAGUGAAGCACAUCGCUAUCUCUUUGGAGGCUGAGAGUGGAGGAAUAUUGGUAUCUGUUGAUAAAACCUUGAAAGGAUACGCGAUUAUACUCUAUCGCGGGAAGAACUAUCAGAUGCCAUUUCGGCUUAGGCCUUCUAACUUAUUGACAAGAAGAAAGGCUUUUGCUCGAUCCAUCGAGCUUCAAAGAAGAGAAGCACUGAAGCAUCAUGUUGCAGACCUAGAGGAACGGAUUGAGCUAUUGAAGACCGGACAGGUCGAGGAUAGAGAAACAUGCAAGAAAAGUGAUGGAGAGGAAGAGAACUUGUAUCUGAGAGUCGAUGAAUCUGAUUUUUCUUCUGACGAGGAUGAUGCUUCGGAAUGGGAAUCAGAAAACAAUGAAACUUUCUUAUCAUCGUCGGAAGAAGCCGGCGAAGAAACUUGAACCGAAAUUCUGACCGACGAGACCAAGACCGAGAUCCAGACAGAGUCAAGAGAGUUUGAGAAGAAUCAGGAACGGUACCAAGCCCUAAUCUCCACUCUUCCUCAGGAGGAAGGCUGGGGGCCUGAAGAUCCCCUGAUUCAAUACGGUGGUCACUGGUGGCUACAGUAUUUCCUUGAAGGUUGCCUUCACGCGCAAGACUUCUUUCAAGCGAGACCCAACGACUUCCUCGUCUGUAGCCACCCAAAGACCGGCACCACUUGGCUCAAAGCCCUGACUUUCGCCAUCGCCAAUCGAGCACGCUUCGACGAUUCCUCCAACCCUCUCCUAAAACGUAACCCUCACGAGUUUGUUCCUUUCAUCGAGUUGGAUUUCCCUUUCUUCCCUGAAGCAGACGUUGUCAACGACAAAGGAAACACUCUGUUUUCGACCCAUGUCCCACACGGGUCACUACCCGACUCGGUUGUGAAAUCGGGUUGUAAGAUGGUUUACAUCUGGAGAGAUCCGAAAGACACUUUCAUCUCCUUGUGGACAUUCAUCCAGAGGGAGAGGUCGGAACUUGGACCAGUUCCUCUCAACAAUCUUGACGAGUGUUUUGAUAUGUUCUGUCGAGGUCUGUCUGCGUAUGGUCCUUAUCUUGAUCAUGUCUUGUCGUAUUGGAAGGCUUACCAAGAGAAUCCAAAUCAGAUUUUGUUCCUCAAGUACGAGGAUAUGAGACCUGAUCCGUUGCCGUACGUGAAGAGAUUGGCCGAGUUCAUGGGCCAUGGAUUCACAGCUGAGGAAGAGGAGAAAGGGGUUGCUGAGAAGGUGGUGAAUCUUUGCAGCUUCGAGACGUUGAAGAAUCUUGAAGCUAACAAAGGUGAUAACAUGAGAGAGGAUCAUGCAGCUUAUUAUGCGAAUAGCACUUAUUUCAGGAAAGGAAAAGUUGGAGAUUGGGCCAAUUAUCUGACUCCGGAGAUGGCUGCUCGUAUCGAUGGGAUAACGCAAGAUAAAUUCAAGGGCACCGGUUUGCUUGAGCUUGGUAAAUGAUGAGGUGAUAUUGGAAGAAAACAAACUUGAAAGUAAAUUAUAAGCAUACAUAAGCUUUAGCAAAUGUAACCCGAAACUGAAUUAUCUUCAUUAUAGCUUGUACGGUUACAAGAUCAAACAAAGAGACGAAAAAACGGAGCAGAAAAGGCAGACAACAUGAGCAUAUUUUAAGCAUUCAUUUAUUCACGUUUCAUCUCAUUUGCUUAAAAGCAUGCACUCACAUAAAAAGUUUAUUAUCCAUACCAACUAAAUUAACACGUAUCACCAAAAUAAAGUUUGUUCAUACCAUCCAUUUCUUGCUUGAAUUCAACCAUUGCAUCUCUUGGCAACGUCAUCAUCACUUUAACUCCACCUUUCAUUGAUGGAUCCAACUCAGAAGGUUUCAAGAUCAUCCCUACAUGCAAUGCACUCCCACGUUCGGUCAACGGCCGCAGAUUCACAGGCUCAUUCCAACCAAAAUCCAUCGAUCCGAACCAACCAAUAUUCCUCCAGUCCGUCAAGAACAAUAGUCCGUCGCUUACCCCUUCGAAUCUCACAUCCUCCCUUAUCAAUCUCUCAGUGUUUUUCAGCUCUUCCUCGAGAUACAACUUGUCAUAGGCUGUUUUCUUGGCUUUCUUCACACGCUUCGCGAUGUCAGAGAUUGAUGCUUCUUCGAGUUCUCUCACGGUCAACUCCACAUAGACAUCUAUGUAUGCGUUACCAUAGAACCCUUGAGGAAGUGGCGGGUCUAGAACAUGUCGGAUUCCAACAGCUACGCCAAGGACAGUGAUCCCCUCAGGCUUUAGUUUUAGGGCUCGAGAUCUUGCUUUCCAUAUGCAAGAACUAAGUACUUCGUAAGUAGUGAAACUCUCUUUAUUGAACUCGCACUCUCUCAUCAAAGAGUCUUUAAGCCUCUUUAUGUUCGCAGCCCGAAUGUUGAUGAUCUCCGUCACCUGAUCUUUAGUUGGAAUAUAUGGUGAGGUGGCCAAGAGACUAGCAAUGUCGCCGCCAGGCACUUUGGCCGGUUCAUUAUCAUAUUUUCCGACCAACCGCUCUCUCUGCCACACCGGCAUCACCGAUGGCUCGCUCUUUCCUGCAGCCAACUCGGUUAAAGCAUGGAUGAUCUGAGCCACACCGAAUCCAUCACACACGGCGUGCGUCAAUGCGGUGCCAAUGGUGAACCCUCCGCACGCAAACUUGGUCACCUAACAAAACUAGUGGAUGAUAACCAACGUUGCUAUCAUAGUCUAUUUCAAUAUCAGGCACAAGGCGCAAAGCAACUUGGUCAUCGAGGUCUUCUAUAUAGUUUAGAGAGGAGAUGUCGAUAGAUGUGGUAGCGACCUCAAAUGGAACUCCCUCGCCCCCCAAAACAAGCUGAAGUUUUCGAUCACUCUCUAGUCUCAUUAGCUUGCCUGAAAGGGGAUAGUAGUACACAAGAAGUUCGGACAGAGCCUUCCUAAGCAAAGAGACAGGAUCGUUUUGGUUCUUUUCAUUGGCUUUGAAAACGUAAAUCGUUGCGUACAUAACUUCAUUGAACAGAUCGUUGUCUAAAGUAGAAAGGGAGAGAAUUUCAGAAGGAGUGUGUUUUGAGGGUUUAACAAGCUCAACUGGUUUCUUUUCGAGUAAUAGAGGAAGGUUCGGUCUUGUUUUGUUUGCCAUCGCUAACCAAGUUUAAUAUGUAUCAUAUAAUGUCUCCAUAUG